Messenger RNA from Lontra canadensis (Northern American river otter), 1948 nucleotides. RefSeq names its product sorting nexin 20 (gene SNX20). The record is from RefSeq and is a predicted model, not a curated record. Gene Ontology annotation, molecular function: phosphatidylinositol phosphate binding. NCBI's taxonomy places the organism in Eukaryota, Metazoa, Chordata, Mammalia, Carnivora, Mustelidae. The coding region runs from base 761 to 1756 and encodes 331 amino acids. Gene Ontology annotation, biological process: protein transport. Gene Ontology annotation, cellular component: early endosome membrane. The transcript is spliced from 5 exons.
AUCUAGAUCCCUCAGAACUGGAUCCCUCGGGGCUGGCCCUGCCUUGCCCCGUCCUGCCCCACCCCUGCCCUGUGAGGCCACCUGUCAGUGGGGUUCAUAUACUGUCUGUCAUCAGCCAAUGGGCUGGGGCACCAAGAGCGGGUCACAUAGCCUAUUUCCUGUUUUCAAACGGGGAACUUAAAAGUAGCAGCUCGCUGGAGCCUGGAACCGAGGGGGGCUGAAGGCGGCCAUGUGACACUCCCCCCGGACCCCUGGACCCACACAGGACCAGAGAGGCUUCAGAUGAGGAGACUGAGGCCUAGAGAGGAAGGGGAAGAUGACCAAGACUCUGUGCAUGCACCAAUGAAUGAAUACCUUUCUCCUUUUCAUUCCCCUCAUGGUGACUCCCAGACAACCCUAUAAGAGAAAACACAAGGGAAGUGGCUUUGACUGCUGAAUUUGAUUUUUAUUCAAAGCCCUGGGUUCGUGCUCAGCUUUUCCAGGUCUUGACUGGUGCGUUCAGCCAAGGCCAUGAUUCCUGGGGUCUCACAGGGUCUCUGGGAAAACUGUGCCCUUCUUCUGACCUGGCACCAGCUGCCUAAACAGGACAGCAGAGCUGGAAGGGCUGGGACAACUGAGGCUCACCAUCACCCAUUCUACAGAUGAGCCAACUGAGGAGUUAGGAGUGCCCACAGGAAGCAUUGGGUUUCCAAGAACCUAAGCCACCCAGAGUCCAUUAGCCUUGGAGCAUGGCCAGUCCCGAGCACCCCGGGAGCCCUGGAUGGACAGGACCCACAGCCAAGUGCACAGCAGGGACCAGGCAGGAAGCAUCAGCCACUGGCCGAGACCUCCCGUGUCCAGGACCCGAAGGGCACUUAGACCCAGCCAUGUCCCCAGACCCUUGUCCCCAAAGCACCCCGACCUGGUGCAAGGGCUGACGGGUGCCGUCCCUCCAGACGCUCCGGGCAGCCCCAGCCCCAACUCCAGCAUGACCACCGGGGAACUGCAGGAGUACUGGCGGAAGGAGAAACGCUGUUGGAGGCGCGUGAAGCUGCUUUUCGAGGUCGCGUCCGCCCGCAUCGAGGAGAGAAAAGUCUCCAAGUUUGUGAUGUACCAAAUCGUCGUCAUCCAGACAGGGAGUUUUGACAGCAACAAAGCCGUGCUGGAACGGCGCUAUUCAGACUUUGAGAUGCUCCAGAAAAACCUCCUCAAGACGUUCAGGGAAGAGAUCGAAGACAUCGCCUUCCCCAAGAAGCAUCUGGUAGGCAACUUCACCGAGGAGAUGAUCUCCGAGCGCAAGCUGGCCUUCAAGGAGUACCUGACCUUGCUCUACGCCAUCCGCUGCGUGCGGCGCUCCCGCGAGUUCAUCGACUUCCUCACGCGGCCCGAGCUCCGGGAGGCGUUCGGCUGCCUGCGCGGGGGACAGUACGGCCGGGCCCUGGACAUCCUGGUGCGCGUGGUGCCCCUGCAGGAGAAGCUGACAGCCCACUGCCCGGUGAUGGUGGUGCCGGCGCUCUGCGCCAUGCUCGUGUGCCACCGGGACCUGGAGCGCCCCGCCGAGGCCUUCGCGGCCGGGGAGAGGGCGCUGCAGUGCCUGCAGGCCCGGGAGGGCCACCGCUACUACGCCCCCCUGCUGGACGCCAUGAUCCGCCUCGCCUACGCGCUGGGCAAGGACUUCGUGUCGCUGCAGGAGAAGCUGCAGGAGAGCCAGCUCCGUCAGCCCAGCCCCUGGGGCUUCACGCUGAAGGAGCUCACGGUCCGGGAGUAUCUGUACUGAGUCCCUCAGGCGGGUAGGCUGGAGACUGGGGAUCGUGGCCAUGGCGGGGUGGUGGGGAGGGGACACGGACUGUUGGGGGGGGAGUGUUUCGUGGGAGGAGCCACUUGAGGCUUGAACGUGCUGGGUGACACUUUGGACAAGCCCCUCCUCUGGUCCUCCAUGUCUGCAUCUGUGUGGACCCCAGGUGUGCUC